CCGGCCCACCCACCCGCGGCCGGGAGGGGAGGGAGCAGCGCGGCGCACGCCGGGAAAUCGCUGCGCUCUGCCCUGGCUUCCUCCGCCCGCACGGGCGAGGCGUCGGCGUGCGCAUGUGCUGAGGGGAGAGACCUGCCGGUGUCAGUUCAGAACCUUGAGGUGCAGUGCAUAAACUGUGUGCAACACUGCAACGGCACUGACCAGCAUCCACGCCGCUUCUGUUGGAGCAAGUCAGCAAAGCACACUCCUGCUCUGGAUAUGAAGAGACUUCACCUUGCCUGAUAGAGAAAUAUUCAUCUUGAUUUGUGCACUCCAUAGUCAAAUCUCCCACUGAAAUCGACAACAACAAAAGAAAUGAUAAAAUUUUUUCUUAUGGUAAACAAACAAGGUCAAACAAGGCUCUCUAGAUACUAUGAGCAUGUAGAAAUUAAUAAGAGGACAAUACUGGAAGCUGAAGUAAUCAAAAACUGUCUGUCUCGUUCAAAGGAUCAGUGUUCUUUUAUUGAGUACAAGGACUUCAAGCUGGUGUACCGACAGUAUGCAGCCCUUUUUGUAGUUGUUGGAAUCAAUGAGACAGAGAAUGAGAUGGCAGUAUAUGAACUAAUACAUAAUUUUGUGGAAGUUUUGGACAAAUACUUCAGCAGAGUGAGUGAAUUAGAUGUAUCCUUUUCAUUUCAGCUCUUUGGCAUAGCAGUGGGGCAGACUGCUGUAGUUUGUCUCUGCAGAUCUCUGUUGAGCAGUACUCUUCAAUACCCAAGUCAUGCUCAAAAGCUGAAACUUACAAACUUCAUCACGGUGAAGAGAGAACUUUGAUGACUUAAAAACAGGCUCUUGCAACUCUACUGCUUAGAAUGGAAGUUCACUAAUAUAAAUACAAGGACUAGAGUAUCCUAUUUGUGAGCUCCAGCUGUAGCAUCAAUAUCCUAACAGAUGGAGAAGGCACUCAAGACAUUCAUAUCUAAGUUGGAAAAAGGUUUUUAAAGAUUUAUUUGGAAGUUAUUCUAAAGUGUCUUGCUAGUUGCACUGCAGUGCUGCUGAAUACACAGCCAAGAACUACAGGGAGCAAAACGAAGACAGAGUUGGUCUGCUGAGUGCAGUUAAGAACGCAUGUGAAGAGCAGCAACAGGUGGAAAGCAAGGCAGACGAAGGGGUAUUCACAUCUCUCUGUAUAUGCACGUCAGUUAGGCCUAACAGAUGGACCCAGCAGGCUCUUUUGCUAUGCCUGUUUUCAUUUCAGAUUCUGGGGAUAAAUGGCAACAGAAAGAGGCUUUCUUCAUGAAGUAACUCUUUGCAGUUGUUCAGUGGAUGCAAAGAACACAAAUGUGUGCAGAAGAUUGCCUGUCCCUUCAUACCAGAGUAAGGCUUGGGUUGGUUUUCUUCUUGUUGUUCUUUUGAGACAGUUGCUCAAGGAAAAAAAGACAGGGCUAUGGACACAUUUGGUGUAUCACAAUAGUACAAGUACAUACUGCUUCAGAUGAUUUUCAGAUUACAAGCAGGUUUUAGGAAAUAGUUAAAAUAGGAACCCAUUUUACUUUUGCUCUUCUUUUACUUUUACUAGAGCAACGACUCUGCUUUGCAUAUUAACAUAUUCCUGCUGCUUUCAAGCAGUUAAUUUUCAAAUAAUUUAAGGAAUUGAGAAUUGGAUUUUAAGAAUUUGAUUGACAGCUGCUUUCCUAAGAGGAAAAUUGGAAUAUUUGCAUCUUCACAUUCAAGGCUGUUAUCCCCUGAUAACACUUUAUAUUACAUUUUUAUAUUCAAUAUAUUAUAAUUAACCACCUACAUCUAAGUUCAAGCUUACCUUGCCUUUACUACCGUUGAGCCAUUUUCCUACAUUCAAGUUUACCUUGCUUUUACUACCAUAUGGUAAUAUUCCAUGGUAGGAUACUGCUGGGGUUUCAACUUCUUUGCUACAAACUUUUGGUAUCUCUAUGGUCAAGCAAGAAGGUGUCAGUCGAACGUUUUUCCUACAUCUAUUAAGAUAAACAGCAAAUAAACCAGAAUAAAUAAAUGGCCAUUUUUGUAAGAAGUGAUUAAAGGCUAAGCUGCCUAAGAUUUUCUAUGAAUUAUGUUAAUGU
This is a messenger RNA of Pogoniulus pusillus (Red-fronted tinkerbird), 2075 nucleotides long. RefSeq names its product adaptor related protein complex 4 subunit sigma 1 (gene AP4S1). Gene Ontology annotation, cellular component: intracellular membrane-bounded organelle. The record is from RefSeq and is a predicted model, not a curated record. Gene Ontology annotation, biological process: protein transport; vesicle-mediated transport. Bases 355 to 813 code for a protein of 152 amino acids. The transcript is spliced from 7 exons. NCBI's taxonomy places the organism in Eukaryota, Metazoa, Chordata, Aves, Piciformes, Lybiidae.